Cordyceps militaris CM01 is the source of this 1368-nucleotide messenger RNA. Its product is annotated as MFS monocarboxylate transporter. Gene Ontology annotation, biological process: transmembrane transport. NCBI's taxonomy places the organism in Eukaryota, Fungi, Ascomycota, Sordariomycetes, Hypocreales, Cordycipitaceae. Bases 1 to 1368 code for a protein of 455 amino acids. Gene Ontology annotation, molecular function: transmembrane transporter activity. The transcript has 3 exons. The record is from RefSeq and is a predicted model, not a curated record. Gene Ontology annotation, cellular component: fungal-type vacuole membrane.
AUGUCUAGACCCAUCGCUUCGACGCAAUCCGUUACCCUAGACCACACCUCGAUAGAUUAUGACCCUGAAUAUGCUUACACGUUAGAACAAGGCGGCGCUGUCAAAGAGAAGCUCGACUCUUCGGCGGCUAAUACGCCCGCUACUGAGCCCAUUCCCAAUGGCGGGUCUUUGGAGCGCAUUUGCUCUUCUUUAACUCUUGCACCCCAACCCCGUAGGGGCAUUAUCAACACAUUCGGUGCCUACCAGGCGUACUACGAAAGUGACCUGCUGCGCUCGCACUCCGGAUCCCAAAUCUCGUGGAUUGGCACCGUCCAGGGUUUCCUCCUGAUCCUGUUCAGCAUCGUCAGCGGUCCGCUCUUCGAUCUCGGCUACCACCGAGCGCUCCUCAUCAGCGGAACAUUCCUGGUCGUCUUCGGCAUGAUGAUGACGAGCCUCGCGACGCAGUACUGGCAGCUGUUCCUCGCGCAGGGCCUCGUCGUCGGCCUCGGCGCCGGGUGCCUCUUCCUCCCCAGCGUCGCCAUUGUCGCCACGUACUUUACCACCCAGCGUGCCCUUGCCACGGGUGUCGUGGCGGCCGGCGGCAGCAUCGGCAGUGUCAUCUAUCCGAUUGUCUUUCGGAGGCUGCUGUCACAGGUCGGUUUCGCGUGGGCGACGAGAGUCAUUGGCUUCCUCGCCCUGUUUACACUCACCAUCAGCAUCCUCAUCAUGCGAACCCGCGUGCCGAACCCCAAAGAAUUACGAGCGCUCCUAAACCUGAGCGCAUUCAAGUACGCUCCCUUUAACGCCUUGUGCCUCGGAUUGGUGCUGGCUUUCAUGGGUCUAUACGUGCCGUUCUUUUACGUCAUCAUCUACGCGCAAAGCAAGCUUAAGCUCGAUGGCGACAUUUCAUUCUACCUUCUCUCUGUUCUGAACGCCGCAUCCCUCGCCGGCCGAAUCAUACCGGGAUUGCUGGCCGACAAGUUUGGCUCUCUCGAAGUCCUGAUGGUGACCUCACUUUUAUCCUCGCUCCUGGCGUACUGCUGGCUGGUCAUCUACAACCUCGUAGGUAUCGUGGUAUUCUGCAUCUUCUAUGGAUUCCUCUCGGGCGUGGUCGUGUCUCUGCCCACCACUGUCGUCGCGGCGCUGGUGCCAGAGCUCCGGCUCAUGGGGACCUGGAUGGGCAUGUGCUUCUGUUUUGCCGGUCUUGGCUUCUUGAUCGGAACCCCUAUUGCUGGAACGAUCAUCAAGCCGGAAGAGGGUAAAUUUAGUGGCGGGCUUAAUUUUUCGGCCACAAUGGUGUUCGCUGGCACCGUCGCAUUUACUAGCAUUGUCGUCUUCAAGAAGAGAUCGAGGCCUGGAAUGACAGACACUAGGCGAUUAGGUUGCUAA